This is a messenger RNA of Pseudogymnoascus verrucosus, 690 nucleotides long. RefSeq lists its product as uncharacterized. Gene Ontology annotation, molecular function: protein binding. NCBI's taxonomy places the organism in Eukaryota, Fungi, Ascomycota, Leotiomycetes, Thelebolales, Thelebolaceae. The coding region runs from base 1 to 690 and encodes 229 amino acids. The record is from RefSeq and is a predicted model, not a curated record. The transcript is spliced from 2 exons.
AUGCCUCAAGAUAAAAUACAAGGGGAACUUGCCCUCGACAUAUGGGAAUCUAUGUACAAAGAGAAAACCGAAACUCCCACAAUGAUAGUCCAACAGAUCAUCGAACAUCACAACGUCAUAACUCGAGAAAUGGAAAAAAUAGCUAAAGAAGAGAUUGCGAUGCUCCAAACCCAGUUAAAUGAUGCGCAAAAGCUGGCAGCACAACGAGCCAAGAAAAUAAAGAGCUUGAAGAUGGCAGCCAAACUCUUAGUAGCUGGCCCACCAAAGGACACGGAGAGUGCGCCAUCGACAUUCGACCCGCCGCAGGACCCAUCAAAAGAAACUUGGGAGGCUACUAUGAACAAUAUUGGCGCAACAAUCCAUCUCCUCGACGCCGAGGAAUUAUACCAGAAGGGGGACAUCAGAGGCCUCGUCGAAGUAGCACAGAAUGCCGUGACGUGCGCUGCGAAGCAGCUCGACAAGAAGCUUUUGGCCGAUGCUUGGAUCUGGCUUGGGACGGGCUACUGUAGCAGGGCCAAUUUGAAAAGUGGGGUUGAAGCAUUUAAGAUGGCACUCGAAGUCUUGAAAACUUUGGACCAGAAGGAUAAGGAGGUUGAAAGCAUGAAGAAACUGAUAGAGACGUGGCAGAGUGAUAUCAAGGAACCUGAAGCCAAGUUUUCUGCACUGCUUCUAAAAAUUCAGAGCAAAUGA